Messenger RNA from Cryptococcus deneoformans JEC21, 1151 nucleotides. RefSeq lists its product as hypothetical. Gene Ontology annotation, cellular component: ribosome; cytosolic large ribosomal subunit. NCBI's taxonomy places the organism in Eukaryota, Fungi, Basidiomycota, Tremellomycetes, Tremellales, Cryptococcaceae. The record is from RefSeq and is a predicted model, not a curated record. Gene Ontology annotation, biological process: translation. Bases 39 to 536 code for a protein of 165 amino acids. The transcript is spliced from 5 exons. Gene Ontology annotation, molecular function: structural constituent of ribosome; large ribosomal subunit rRNA binding.
UUAAAAGCUACCUACCCCUCACCACCCUACAUCCGACAAUGCCCCCCAAGUUCGACCCCAGCGAGGUUAAGAUCAUCUACCUCCGAGCGACCGGUGGUGAGGUCGGUGCCUCUUCCGCUUUGGCCCCCAAGAUCGGUCCCCUUGGUCUCUCCCCCAAGAAGGUCGGAGAAGACAUUGCCAAGGCCACUGGUGACUGGAAAGGUCUCCGAGUGACUGUCCAGCUCACUAUCCAGAACAGGCAAGCUGCCGUCUCCGUUGUUCCUUCCGCCUCUUCCCUUGUCAUCAAGGCCCUCAAGGAGCCUCCUAGGGACAGGAAGAAGGAGAAGAACAUCAAGCACUCCGGUAACGUCCCCCUUGACCAGAUUUACGACAUUGCCCGUAAGAUGGCCCACAAGUCUUUCGCCAAGAACCUUUCUGGUGGUGUCCGUGAAAUCCUCGGUACCGCUCACUCUGUUGGUUGCACUGUUGACGGCAAGAACCCCCACGACAUCAUUGUUGCUAUCCAAGAGGGCGAGAUUGUCGUUCCCGACGAGUAAACUUUUGGGCGUACUCGUAAGGGGCGUGUAGGAUAGGGGAUGCAUGGCUUCACAGACACACAUUUUUUGAACAGGGAGUGGUUUGAGUGACAAUGCGGUCGGAAUAAGGUGUGAGGCUGCUUGAAGUCGGGUGUUAGGAUGAGAAGCUUUCGGCAAUCUCAGCGGCCCAUUCUACUAACUGUUCCUUUGUUUUAUUUGGGAGACGCAGACGACAAGUGUUUUGCAUGACUGAACGUUUGGUUUGCACGAAGAGCCAUGCGAUCGACCCCGUUUGUCGUCUCGGCUCGUCUACUGUCGAAACUCGGAACUGACCAGCGCCUAUCCGAAACCUGAGACCAAUCCUCGUUGAAUUUCCAGGAGGAUUAUUUUCAUUGUCACUUUCGUUACUCUGACGCCGGUUGUAGCAGUUUUUGUCAAGCUACAACAUUUGAAGAGAACUUGAGAAAAUUGAUGGUGUUUUCGGAAGUACUCACUGAGGCUGCUUCGAUAAUGCCGACUGUUGCUGCUGCCUUCUAUUUCAACACAGUUUCAACGAGCCGACCUAACAAGCUGAGAUAAAAUAUGAGUCAAGAAUGUAUCGUGAUAUAGGGUUUUGGUACCCCACACAGUUCACAA